AACGAAACAAAAUCGUGUUUCAUCUGGUUCUUCUUCAGCGCCCAAAGUCGCGGACGGCUACCCAGACCAACCGGCCAACACCGGCGACCUCCGCCUCCAUCGCCGCCACCGACGACCUCCGCCGCCAUCAGCUCCUCCCCUUCCCUCCCCUCCACCGACGGCGACCAGCAGCAACAACAAUUUCCGCCUCCCCGACCACCGAUGCGACGACGCACCUCCAACGUCCCUAAAUACCUAGAGAUCCACGGAGGAUUUUGUACGAAAUUUUGUAUGAGCAAGUGCCUGGUAGCGAAAUGACAGCUUUCUGGUGGUAUGAGUUUGAAGGUGGUGAAAAAGUUGCCUCAAGUGCAAGAGAGAAGCAAGAGGGAAAAGAUUGGGCAGUGGUGGGCAUGGUGGCAACGGGUGUGCCUCAACUGCGGGAGAGGGUGAAGAAGGUGAGCGUGGAAUGCUAUAAGAUGGAAAGAGAAGAGGGUUUCUGUAAUUACAAAGCAGUCAAGAUGCAAAAUGAUUUGGUGGCAAAGAAGAGCGAGACGUCGGGCUAUGAUAAAAGUUGAAUACAAUUGAAUGCUAAUUUGUGGAAUGCAAAGAAGAGCGUGGAAUGCUAAUUUGUCUUACGAUUGAAAAGUUGAAUACUGGAAUGUAGCUUCUUCUUUUUUGUUUUGCAAACGAGGUUUAUACCAUUUGAGGAGAAUGUAUUCUUAUUUAUUUGGAUAUGAAUGAUAUUUAGCAUGAGAAUGUACUCUUGUGGUGUUUGUCAUGAAUGGAUAAGUUGGCAAUGGAUUUUAGCUUUGAA
Molecule: messenger RNA, 793 nt
Organism: Rhododendron vialii
Lineage: Eukaryota; Viridiplantae; Streptophyta; Magnoliopsida; Ericales; Ericaceae
Product: 1-aminocyclopropane-1-carboxylate oxidase 5-like
Exons: 3
Coding region: 294-554 (86 amino acids)
Source: RefSeq, a predicted model, not a curated record